Messenger RNA from Hyaloscypha bicolor E, 1531 nucleotides. RefSeq lists its product as uncharacterized. Lineage: Eukaryota; Fungi; Ascomycota; Leotiomycetes; Helotiales; Hyaloscyphaceae. Bases 320 to 1111 code for a protein of 263 amino acids. The record is from RefSeq and is a predicted model, not a curated record. The transcript has a single exon.
UCAUCGCUCUCCUUAGCGGCUCCUCUUGGACUCACUCAAAAUGGGUCCGUCUUUUCAACCAGUUCAGAAAUCAAGCUGCAGAGGAGCCCGAAGGUGAUAAUAGAGCAAAUAUGAGAAGACUGAUCGAAGAGGGUAUUGGAGCGGAAACGUACCAAGACGAGCCCAGUGAAGGGUUCUCGCCUCGGGCACUAGAAGCCAGUUCUGAGCAUCAUGAGGAAGGCCCCCGAGUUGUGCAAUCAUCACUACUGGAUAGCGGGAACGAGUGGCGCGAUGAUGGAGAGAGUCACAGGCACUGAAUUUCUGCUCACAAUGUGAAGACAUGGGGAUCUGGUGCAUAUUGUUGGAGCCUGGGGCUGGUGGUGGAUUUAAUCAAGUUCUGUUGGGGGCAUUUGCACCUAUUACGGAGGGUAAAAUGCGAAAAGAGAGAGUUCUCCUUGGUUUCUCCUUUAUAUUCCUGGUAUAUCACUGCCACCUAAUCGGUAAACAGAUACAGGACUUCCGUUCGUCAUGCCUUCUGCAAAUGAGCAUCUUGAAGAUAUCUCGUAACACAAACCCCACGUGCUUCCCCUCCAUCCCCCUCCCGCGACGGGAGUCGCUUGUGGCCUGCACUCAGCCCUGUACAGUGGGGCAGAGCAGCACUUCAAGCCCCGGCGCGAAUCAUGAGUGCAUCUCGCGCUGCACGUCAGUCCAACCCUUCGUCUCUUCGAUACACAAAACCCCCCCGCUGCAUGUACCGCGGAACCCACGGCCGCACCCCAUUCGCGCGUCACUCUCACACGGCCAUACUCGGUCUUCGAAGCACGCUGGCCGUGUAGUGCUGGUUACGGCCGGGCUAUGCCCCUUUGGAACACCGAGUAGGCUAGCCGAGCCUGCCCCACCAAUGACCGCCGCCCUGCCCCCAGCAUCGCCGCGGGCAUUUCACUGCUUGCGGCCUGAGGAGUGCCAGCGAAGCUCGCAGAGCCGCAAGAGCACUUCGCACACCUCCAAGAAGGUGGGCGAGCACUUCAUAAGGAUCCUCCAAACCAUGGUGGGCGGUCAGAUCAGAUCAGAUCAGAUCAGGUCCAGGUCCAGCUCAACUUGCCGCCCCGCGAUGCCCACGACACUGCUUUGAGUGCGACGCUGAACUUGCAGUCCUGAGGAUGAGAUGAAGGAAGGCACGAGUCCGCACGCCGGGCCAGAAUGGCCUGGCAACACCAGGCGCGCGUGGAGGAGGAGGGAGUCCAAGGUUGUCUAUCACACUGCUCCCGGCUACUCAACUCGUCGCAUCCCCAGUCCAGCAUCGUCGCCCAGAGAUUCAGCGCAGCACAAUGAGCGAUAUCAGCCUCCGGCAGUCCAGACCGCCAAUCUGGGAUAUGUCGAUAAUUACUUCCCCGUUCCGAAGCCAGGCGCCGGAAACCAGGACUCGAAUUUUGACAAUGUAAUUCAUCAACAAGGCCCUAGUUCUAUUGAGAACUCAUUCUUUUCUCUUUCCUCUUAUACGUUAGGUCCUAAUCCACCGAGGUCUCCUCAUCUAAUGUUUGAUGGCAACGAU